Molecule: messenger RNA, 1086 nt
Organism: Phaeoacremonium minimum UCRPA7
Lineage: Eukaryota; Fungi; Ascomycota; Sordariomycetes; Togniniales; Togniniaceae
Product: putative transglutaminase-like superfamily protein
Exons: 4
Coding region: 1-1086 (361 amino acids)
Source: RefSeq, a predicted model, not a curated record
AUGGCAGACACGGAGGAGCCUCACUUUACGACCCUAGCUGAGCGUAUCGCCGCCCUCAACCAACAGAAGAAUUUCAAGUCGCCCAGUCCCCCUCUCCGCAAGCUCCCUCCCACUCUAGAUCAGGCCAAGUUACCGCCAUUACCCCCUACCCGGCGCGAGUUGGAGGCGCGAGCAAAAGAUGCUGCCGAGAAAGAAGCAGCAGCCGCGGCGGCUGCGGCUCCUCCGAGGACUAUCCCCGUCAAGGCACCACUCCUACCGUCAAAAUCAGCACCCACCAUCCCCCGUGCCGUGUGCGAGGGGUAUGCUCGUGUGUACGAGUCGAUUGCCAAGCGGGCGGGUCUGGAGUGUAUUGUCGUUGGCGGGCAUGGAAAGGGAUAUGGCUACACGCCCCUGGCGAAGGAUGCCCCUGUUCCUCCGCGCGAUGCGACUGGCCAUGCCUGGAACGCCGUAAAGAUCGACAACGGCGAGUGGAAGCUGCUCGACGCCUGUUGGGGCGCCGGCUCCGUGGGCAACCAGCAGUACCAGAAGCACUUCAAGCCCGAGAUGUUCACGCGGCCCAACGACCUCUUCGGGCUGAAGCACUUCCCCGAGGACGAGCGGCACCAGUUCCGCAGCGACGGCCGCGCCAUGAGCUGGGCCGAGUACAUCGUGGGGCCGGUGCGCGGCGAGCCCGCGCAGUGGUACGGCGCCGCGACCGAGGAGGGCCUGUCCGAGUUCACCUUCUCGCCGCGCGAGCGCCACGUCCCCGUGCACAGCGGCGAGGUCGUGCGCUUCCAGUUCUCCAAGAUCUGCGAGCACUGGACGCCCGAGAAGAACGGCAGGGGCAAGCCCAUGCUGCUCAUGGUCAAGAUCCACGGCCCCGACGGCCGCAAGGACGACCUCGUCCCCCUCGACUCGGACGGCUUCUGGUGGUGGGCCGACAUCCCCGCGCGCGACCUGGGCGCGCCCGGCCAGACGAUCUCGCUGUACGGCCUGGACACGCUGAACGGGCAGAGCGCGCGGGGCGUCUCGAAGGCCGAGUUCCUGUCGAAGAAGGGCCGGUGCGGCAUGAGCUGGGUGGGCAUCGCGGCCUGGGAUCUUGUCUGA